GAUGGGACGCAUCCGCGGAAAUGGCAGGUUCAACAUGGCUAAACUUAAUUGACAUCUUUAUCAUUUCAUUUUGAGGCUAAUUAGAAGACCACGCGAAGACUGCUUCUUCACUACACUAAGGAAUUUCAGUUUUGAGGGCCAGAAUACUUGGAAAUGAAGGCAGUCAUUGUAGUGCACGGUGGUGCCUGGGCUAUUCCAGAGGAGCUGGCCAAAGGAAGUGUGGACGGAGUGAAGACCGCAGCCCGGCUCGGCUUUGGGGUCCUGCAGGCGGGAGCCUCGGCCCUGGACGCAGUGGAGACAGCAGUGAGGGCGCUGGAGGAUAACCCGGUGUUUGAUGCAGGUCACGGCGCGGUGCAGAAUACGGCGGGAGAGGUGGAACUGGACGCCAUCAUUAUGGACGGAAGCACCCUGGCCUCUGGCGCUGUGUCCUCUGUGAGAAACAUCGCCAACCCCGUCACGCUGGCCCGCGCCGUCAUGGAACAGACAGACCAUCUCAUGCUGACGGACCGGGGCGCUAACCUGUUCGCCGAGAGGAUAGGCACGCUGACCGUCCCCACCGACGCCCUGGUGACCGAGACAGAGAGAAGAGAGUGGGAGAGGCAAAAGAACUAUUCGGCCGGCGUGAAGGAACUUUUCAACAAGCAAUGGGUCCAUGAUACGGUUGGUGCAGUGGCUUUGGAUUCCAAUGGCAAUGUUGCCUGUGCAACAUCAACUGGUGGAAUUAGACACAAAAUGGUGGGCAGAGUUGGAGAUUCUCCCAUUAUAGGGUCAGGGGCCUACGCUGACAACCAGAGUGGUGCCGUAUCGUGCACAGGCCACGGAGAGUCCAUUUUGAAAGUCACACUGGCCAGACUCGUUCUCUUCCACAUUGAACAAGGCAAGGCGGUGUCUGAGGCAGUGGAAAAGGCUCUUCAGUACAUGGGCGAGCGAGUCCAAGGUGGAGGGGGCGCCAUCGCCUUGUGUCCCUCUGGGAAAUGGGCAGCCAAGUUCACCACGGAGCGCAUGGCCUGGGCGUGUGUGGACGGAGACGCUCUGCACUACGGCCUGAAUCCACAAGAGGAGUUCAAGGAGACCAUCUGAAGGACGUCAGCGGAGACCGCCUGGUCAUCCUAACGCCGCCGGACCUAAAGCUACUAAACUGCCUCUUGGAAUGUCAAGAUUUCAAGUCCUGUGUUUUCUUCCAGUGAUCCAUAAGACUGUGGAGAUACUUUGCAUAUUGCUGUUGUUAGUGGUAUAUUAGUAAAUGAUCUACUCUGAUUGCAGUAUUGUGUUUUGUGAUUGUGAGUUUUGCAUUGGCUGUUAGUGAAACACAAAGGUAUAAGGGACCCCUGCUGGAUGAUAUUUCAUUUAAUUUACAUUUCUGAUUAACGGAUCAUGUGUAAGGUACAGGAUGUAGCCUAACAUGAAUGCUGUAGAUGUUUUUUUAUAUAUACGUACGUAUUCAAAUGAACUUAAAUGGAUUGCUGGUGACUUGAUCAUGAAUUUGGCUUCUUUGUUCUAAUGAAAAAAAUGUUUUCAAGCAUCAGUAUAACUGACCAUAUUUUUUAAAAGUGUUUCUGUGGAAAAUGUAUUUUAUUUACUUCUGUCAGUGUCAAAGCAAAGCUGAGAAUGCGGGUAAAACUGAAGUCUAUAUUAUUGUGCUGCUUUUUCUGAUCAAGCUUUGUAAAGUUUUCCAGAUAGAGCAAAAUAACAACUGUAUGUUUUGUAUAGUGCAUACUCACUGUUCUUGAUGGUUAGUUGCUCGUUGGUAAAUAAAACACAGUGAGAGA
This is a messenger RNA of Sardina pilchardus (European sardine), 1769 nucleotides long. Its product is annotated as isoaspartyl peptidase/L-asparaginase. The transcript has 7 exons. The record is from RefSeq and is a predicted model, not a curated record. Gene Ontology annotation, molecular function: asparaginase activity; beta-aspartyl-peptidase activity. Gene Ontology annotation, cellular component: cytoplasm. Lineage: Eukaryota; Metazoa; Chordata; Actinopteri; Clupeiformes; Clupeidae. Bases 154 to 1080 code for a protein of 308 amino acids.